GUUUUUACCUUACUACUACUUGAACAAGUGUGACUCUAGCUAGGUUUUAGGGUUCACUUCGCCAAAAAUGAAGGAAAAAAAGCCUUUUUUGAUUGUGAUUCUUAUACAAGCAAUAUAUUGUGGCAUGUUCUUGCUGUCCAAGGCUGCAUUAGAUGGUGGUAUGAACAAUUUCGUGUUUGUUUUUUAUAGACAAGCUGCAGCAACUAUUUUCUUAGCUCCUCUCGCCGUAUUCUUUGAACGGAAAAAGGCGCUGCCCCUAUCAUUGGUGACCUUCUGCAAGAUCUUUCUUCUUUCUCUAUUUGGGAUCGUUUUAAGCCUGGAUAUCUAUGGCAUAGCUAUUGUUUAUACAUCAGCAACAUUGGCUGCAGCAAUUACAAACUGCCUUCCAGUCAUAACUUUUUUCUUGGCAGUAUUACUCAGGAUGGAGGUGUUGGAGUUGAGGACAAUUGCGGGGGUUGCAAAGCUUGCAGGUAUACUAUUCUGCAUAGCCGGUGCAGCGACCCUUGCUUUUUACAAGGGACCCCAUUUGAAAUUCUUGGGCCAACAUCACCUCUUCGGUCACCCUAAACUUGAAGAUCACCUUGUUCAUCUUCCGUCGAACAAAGCGUGGAUAAAGGGCUGCUUCCUCUUCCUUAUUUCCAGCACCUUUUGGGGUCUAUGGCUUGUUUUGCAGGCACCAGUUAUGAAGAGCUACCCUCCAAAGCUUCUCUUCACUACUCUUCAGUGUUUUUUGAGCUCCAUUCAGUCAUUUGCCAUUGCCAUUGCUUUUGAAAGAGACCCUUAUCAAUGGAAGCUGGGUUGGAAUGUCAGACUCCUAGCCGUAGCUUACUGUGGAAUUGUGGUGACUGGCUUGACAUACUACUUGCAAGCAUGGGUUAUUGAGAAGAAAGGACCAGUUUUCCUUGCCAUGUCUACACCAUUGGCUCUGAUCAUGACAAUGUUCUCUUCCGCAAUUCUCUUAGGCGAGAUCAUUAGCUUGGGAAGCCUUCUAGGUGGCCUCUUGUUGGUUGGAGGGCUAUACAGUGUUUUGUGGGGGAAAAGUAGAGAACAGAAAGUAAAUGGUGGGAGUAGUUUAACAGUUGAAGAAGGAGACAAAGAAAGUUCAGAACUAAAGGAAGAAGUGGCCUCUAAAAAUCCACCACCUCUAUUUGUGUAACUUAUUGCCCAAGUCUUAUAGUUUAGUUUAGUUUAUGUUUUUUUAGGGGGUUCUUGGCAACGCAAAGUUGGUCAAGUUCCCAUAGGUUUUUAUCAAGAUUGUUUCUAUGUUUGUAAAAUUGUAACGUUUUUUCGUCUUCUUUCUUUUUUUAUUUUUUGAGCUAUAUGUGUUUGUAAUGCUGAAUUAAAGCCUAAAGAAUAAAUAUAAUAUGUACUUAUGGUUUUUAGGAAAA
Molecule: messenger RNA, 1388 nt
Organism: Quercus robur (English oak)
Lineage: Eukaryota; Viridiplantae; Streptophyta; Magnoliopsida; Fagales; Fagaceae
Product: WAT1-related protein At5g64700-like
Exons: 7
Coding region: 68-1156 (362 amino acids)
Cellular component (GO): plasma membrane
Molecular function (GO): transmembrane transporter activity
Source: RefSeq, a predicted model, not a curated record